AUGCAAUCACGAAGUGCAAAAUUAGUUAGUGCUGCUUUACGCAACGAUAUAUCUGUAGCCGAGUGGUCUAUCUUGCCGUCAACAAGCAGUGGCAUUCAAAACUCGGUGCAAGCAUCAAGCUCGGAGCAUGUUGUGGUGCCGCACUUUUUGCUAGAUACAGGGUCUGAUUUUGAUUCUGAUGACUCAGUAUUGGAUAAAACUUACGAAUUACCAAAAGCAUGGGAAAAAAUCAGCGAUAGUGAUGGCUUUGACUCAGAAGACUUUAUACCAUGUUCGCAGCCAAUUUCAAAAAGAAUAAUUUUAGAAUCACCGGAAUACUCAGAUGAAGAAACAACGGUACAACUGACUAAGAAAGGAACUAUUAGAAAGCGCAAAACUUAUAACGUUAGCAUAAAGGAUCGAAAGAGACUGAAGACUGAGGAAAAAAUAAAACUCAAAUAUUUUGUAAAACCUGGAUGCCGCGAGGAUAUCUGCAAGAAAAAGUGUUCAGCACGUUUUUCAGAAGAGUAUCGUAAGAUAGUAAAUAGCAAUUUUCGAAAAAUGACAUGGAUGGAACAAAAUGCUUCUUUUUGA
Parnassius apollo (apollo) is the source of this 573-nucleotide messenger RNA. The record is from the annotation of a GenBank genome assembly. Lineage: Eukaryota; Metazoa; Arthropoda; Insecta; Lepidoptera; Papilionidae.